UGGGUGUUUAUAUACGGGGAGAGAGGCCGUAUAUCUUUUAUUUGCGUGCAACGUCCGAACGAAAUCAAUUUCAUGGUGGUCUGAGAGAAGAGGAGAGGAGAGAAACCCAGAACUCACACACAGGAGAAGAGGGAGAAGAAACUGAAAGAACCCUUUUUUUUUUCAAUUCGUAUCUAUUUCUGAGAUCUUGUCCUUCUACAUUGGCUACUUUGUAGUGGCCAAGGGUUUGGUCGGAUCGUCUGUGGAAACGGCGCUGAUUUUGUGGUUUGGACUGUUAGGGUUACGAUCAGGAGAGGUCGCGGAAUAAAGCCGGUGUAUUUGGAUUGUUCAGGUGUGUUAACAGGAAGUGGAAAUAGAGAUCUGAAGAGGGUUUGUAAGUUUGGAUCUUUUCCUGGAGUUGGGUUCGUGGAUUAUAUGGUUCUGGUGUUGAGUUCCUGAACCUGGACCUUUCACACACUGAAUCUGCAUUGAGAGAUGGUGAAAUUUUGCGUUUUUGGAUAUGGAAGAGGAUUGCAGUCUAAAACUUGUGUGAAUGGUGAUAUUGAAUCGAGAAUUUCAUUUCGAGGUUUUUGCUUGGUGACUAUUUGAUCUUUCUGCAUCGGGAGAUGCUCUUGAUAUCUGAUUUUGCUGAUAAGGAGCAGGUGAUGGUUCUUUAUCGUCUCAUCAGGGGAGACAGAAGAAGAUCAGAUUUCAGUGGACUAUCUUCGUUCCUCAGGAAACCCUUCGGCUUAACAUAGCUACUCAGCAACAAGCUGUACCUUUUGGAGCUAAUUUUUUUCUGUGUUUCCUGUCUGUGGUAACGGUCAAGCUAUCUAGUGCAGCACUUUUUAUACAGUAGAUUUGAUCUUUAUCUGGGCAUCAUUCAAGCUAGUGCAGUGUUUGGUCGAUAGAUUUGGGUCAUCAAAUUCAGAGGAGUGUGCUUCUUCUUGGAUAAUAGUGAUUUGAGUUAUUGAUUUUUUAACAAUUUUUAUUGUUGGGCCUUAAGAUCAUGGAACACAAUUGAAUUUGGAAAUGAGUGCGGGGACAUGGUGCAUGGAAGGGAGAACAGUUGCUGGUCCGUUCCCUUCUUGGAACAGUUCUUCUGUAAACUAGGUGAAGCAUUUUUGUUGGUGAAAGGAGCCUCAGUUUCUGAUUCCAAGAUUCCGUGCAAUGUCUCGCUGCUUUCCAUUUCCACCACCGGGAUAUGAAAAGAAGGCCAGGACUGAUGAAGCAGAUAUUCUAACCAAGGAGAAGCAGAAAGAGAAAAAACAUAAGAAGGAUAAGAAAGAGAAGAAGGACAAGGAGAGAAGCAAUGAUAAACACAAAGAAAAGAAAGACCGAAAGGAAAAGCAUAAAGACAAGAAGGACAAGGAUAAAGAUAAUAACAAAAUCUCUGAUGAGAAGAGGAAUGAAGGGCGACAUGAGGGCAACAAUGGAGAGAAGAUUGACCAGAACAGACACCAGGCUGAGGAGAUCAAGAAUUCUAAAUUUGUGCAGGAGUUGGGCAGGAGGAUCAGAGAUGCAGAAAAAGGGACAGGGGUCCAAAUGCUUGAGAGCUUUACUGUUGCAGAUCAAAGAAAAGCAGAGGGUAUGGUCAGGUUGGUCGAGAAAGUUGUUGACAAUAGGUCUGAAGUUAAAGAAAAGAAUAAGGUUGGUGCAGAUCAAAAAAGAGCUGAGGUGGGGAUGGCCAGAUUGGUGGAGAAGGAUGUUAGCAACAGGGUUGAAGGGAAAGAAAAGAAUAAGGAUGUUAUUGUUCAACGAAGAGCUGAGGGGAUGGCUAAAUUGGUGGAGAAUGUUGUCAAUUGGGCCGAAGGGAAAGAAAAGAAUAAGGAGAAGAAAAAUGAUGAUCAAAAGGCUGAUGUACAAAGAAGUAGAGAUGAGGAAAGAAAUUCAGGAAAUGCAAAGAACUUCACCAAAAUGGAUCAACAGAGAGUUGAAGGAAUGGGCAAACCAAUGGAGAAGGAUGCUGAGAAGAGACUGGAAGGGAAAGAAAAGAAAAAAAGCAAGGAAGGCAGUGGUAAACAGGGGGAUAAGCACAAGGGGAGAGAUCGAGAGAAGAAAAGCAAAGGAAAGGAUAAAGACCGGAGUAAAGAGAAGGAGAAGGAGAGGGAGAAGGAGAAAACGAAGGAAAAAAUUAACAGAAAAAAUAGGGAGCAUGACAAAUUAAAAGAUAGCAGCAAGGACUCUACAAGUACCAUCAACAAUAAAACAUCUGCAUUAAACUUAUCCAAGGAGAGUGACAAGAGCUUUGAUGCCGAUGGAAAUCUCAAGAAAAGAAAAGACAGAGAGAUGAAUGGGUUCUUACAUGGGAGUGACAUUCGGCCAAAUAAAUUACCAAGACCUGCCUUUUCCUCUCACCUGUUAACAGAGAAUGGAAAAAAAGUUGAUCCAUGCCAACCUUCUAUCCAGUUUACUUCAGAUAGGCAGGGGCUACCGAAUAAUUUUAAGUCAGAGAAUAAGGAGCGCAAAGUCAAUGGGAUAAUAGAUGUUCAGCCAGCUUCUGUUUGCUCAACAAAGGAGCUCCCUGCAGCACAAGCAAAUGAGAAUGGUGAAGGUUCUACAAGACCGCCGCAUCCAACUUCUGUUUGCUCAACAAAGGAGCUCCCUGCAGUGCCAGCAAAUGAGAAUGGUGAAGCUUCUACAAGACCACCGCAUCCUGAUUUGAGGUAUCUAAGCCAGAUACUUUCGGUACCCAAGAUGGAGGAAUGGUCCGAGUUUGACGAUCAGGAAUGGCUUUUCAGCAGUGACAGUCUUCAAUCGAAGAAGCCCAAGGUGGGAUCUUCUGUGGUUAAUGAGACCCCACAGGUGUGGGCGGAAGCCCUGCAGAUAGAGUCGGCUGAUGUUUGUGCUCUGCCAUAUGUCAUUCCAUACUGAUUGAAUACCGAUGGGACUUGGAUCUCAUACCCUCCAAAUUUCCCUAACCACAGCAGACCCUAAAAGUACCCUAAGGAAGGAAAAGCAGCACUGGGGUCUCAGAGAUGGGUUGUUGGUUUCUUGUGCUGCUUUCUCCUGUUAUUAUCUUCCUGUUCUUUCAGGUAUGCGUUUCACCGACAUCUGUUGCAGUAAGUAUUGAUUGCGUGUGACUACGUUGUCCUGGAAUUCUUUUAUAUGAAAUCAAAUCUGUCACACACCUUUCAUUGAUUGCUCCAUUAGGUUGGUCCAUCUUUGCAGGCACGGUAUGGGAAAGUGUUUUUACCCCCCUCAUCUGUAAGUACUAAUCCAUGAGAACCUAGGUACCACCAGAAGAUAAUGUCAUUGCGAGAUCCGAAAAAACACCCGAGUUGAUUGAAGGGAAAAAAAAAUGGGUUGAAAAGAUGCUAAAUUUGUGCAAUUUAUUUUUGUUUCUUCAAGCUAAAACACUCUUCUUAUUGAUAGAGAGUGAAGAGAAGCUUGGAGUGGUUUUUGCUGCACCACCACAAUUUUGAUUUGUACCAUAUAAAUCUUAUUUACAAGAAAUGUACAGUAGAGAGAAAAAGAAAAGAGGCAGUUCCAUUCGUUUA
This is a messenger RNA of Macadamia integrifolia, 3479 nucleotides long. RefSeq lists its product as uncharacterized. The transcript is spliced from 4 exons. The record is from RefSeq and is a predicted model, not a curated record. The coding region runs from base 1150 to 2853 and encodes 567 amino acids. Lineage: Eukaryota; Viridiplantae; Streptophyta; Magnoliopsida; Proteales; Proteaceae.